Molecule: messenger RNA, 3458 nt
Organism: Cynoglossus semilaevis (tongue sole)
Lineage: Eukaryota; Metazoa; Chordata; Actinopteri; Pleuronectiformes; Cynoglossidae
Product: irregular chiasm C-roughest protein
Exons: 13
Coding region: 208-2823 (871 amino acids)
Biological process (GO): heterophilic cell-cell adhesion; homophilic cell-cell adhesion
Cellular component (GO): adherens junction
Source: RefSeq, a predicted model, not a curated record
CUGCAGUGUCCUGACAAGCAUAGCUUCACAGACCGUGUGGUUGAGUGUCAUUGAGCCGGCACAUGCACAACAGUGUCAGCUGUAGAGGGUGUGUACCUCUAACCAUAAACCACAGAAAACACACAUGUGUACACAGUCAAUACACACACACACACACACACACACUCUCGGUAUGCCUGCCCAUACUGAUGUAGGUUCACUCGACUCAUGUCUGUUUCACCCGAUGACACCAUCAUGAGAUGCUCAGAGCUGUUGAUUUUGGUUCUGCUCCUAAAUGUUGCUCAUUGCCUGGAAACUGGAGGUCUGGAUGGAGAACCAUUAGUGGAGAUUACACACAAUGUCACCGCAGUCCUGGGAGAAGUGGUGUAUCUGGGCUGCAGAUAUCUGGGCCAGAGUGAGAUCCUCAAUGCCAAGUGGAUACGGCAGAUUAAUUCCAAAGUUAAAUCCAAGGGAUUGUCCGGGUUUCUCAACGGCCAACCUUUCAGCCGUAAUGAUUUCUCUGAGCCAGACUCUGUCACCAACCUCACUGUGAAGAUGACGGUGUCCAGCGUUGACGUAGGAGGAGAAUACAUCUGUGAGUUUGAAUCCGAGGAGGGCUACUUUUCUGACCAAGCCUUUGUCACAGUUGUAGCUCGACCUGAUGUAGACGUCCAAGUGAAAGCGUUGACCAUAAAUGGCACUCACUUCCAGUCGGUGUCAUGUUCUGCCAUCGGCGGCCUCCCCACGUCUCAGAUUAGCUGGCUAAUCAACGGGGUUACUCCAGCGGAACCCUUCCUAGCAGUGAGUGAAAACAACAUUACUGCUCACUCAAAUGGCACGUUCACCCAGACCAGCAUCCUACACUUCCCCACCCACCUGCAAGAUGAGGACAGCGUGACCUGUGAUGUUCAACACCCAACCCUCCCAAACCCCAAACUCACCACAGUGAGGGUGGAGACGUUCGUGAAGCCAAAUGUGACGGUCAAAACAGAAAUGAUACAAAGAGAAGGAAGUGAGUUCUGGGUGGUCUCAUGCGUUUCAUCUGGAGGGAGACCUGACACCGACAUCUCCCUGGCAUUGAACGAUGGCGAGGAGCUGCAGAGUGAAAACAGAAGUGACUCAGACGUGGAGACACGCUCGGUCCUACUUCCUGUGACGGCGUAUGGAGGCCACAACGUCACCUGUGUGUUUGAUCAUCCCAAAUUUUCACACGGGGAGUCGCGGCUCGUAACACUGCCGUCUCUCUCGUUGACUGGAGUUCAGCUGCUGGACUCAGAACAGAAAAUGAACAGCGACACAUUUGGAGGUCCUGAAAACGUAGAGCUGCAGGAGGAACAGAGCGACGUGGUCAUUGGCCUGGUGGUCACUGGGAACGUGCCACGUUACAACGUCACCUGCAAAAAAGACGACGGGCCUCUGCCAGUGGAUGUUGAGCUCAUUGGCAGUAACCUUACAGUUGGUGGUCCUGUCCGUCAGCAGCACGCUGGUCUGUAUGAAUGUGUUGUCUCCUACUAUCACCUUCAAGUGGCUCUGCAGCUGAACAUCACAGUUCAGCCCUCAGUAGUUCACAGUGUUCUUCCCACCGUACGGGUUGACGUGCAGACUAAAGGUGGACACAGUGUGAUUGAAUGCUCGGCGCUCGAUGCCGUUCCUGCAGCCAGCGUGUCCUGGCUCCUACCGGCGGGUGUGUCUGUAGUCUCUUGGUCCAAUUUCACUUCUCAUAAUGGAAGCUACUCUGUCAGGGAAGUUUUUCUGCUCCCUGCGUGUUCGCCUCGAGAGCUCACUGCAGAGUGUGUGAUAAAUCACCCAGCGUUUGAGGAGCCAGAGAACAGAAGCGUAACACUCCCGCUUUGCGCUCGUACAAACAUCACCAUUAACUCCAGCACUGAGUGGAGGGAGCGUGAGCAGUUCACAGAGGUGGACUGCUUUGCAGUCAGCGUUGCCCCGGCUCCAGUUAUAAACUGGUACAUUGGCAGCGGGGACUUCGGCUUCACCAGUAACCUUUCUGAGACCCAGAUCCAGGCUGAUGGUUCGGUGUCAGUCCGCAGCACCGUGCACCUCUCGUCAUCUCUGUACGCUGGUCAGAAUGUGACGUGUACAGUGGAGCAUCCGAUCUCAGAGAUGUCUGAGCGUCAAACUAUAAACAUCCCAGCACAGAAAGCUCCACUGCUGAGUGUUUCUGUGGUGAGACUACAAGACUCUCACAACUGGAUGGCUGUGUGUGAAAGCAGAGGAGGGGGUGUGGGGCAGAUCCUCACCUGGGUGCUUCCCAAAAAUACUGAAGAUGAAGAAUCACUGCACACAGAGACUGAGGGCCACUCCUUGAAGGCCAGGCUGGCUUAUCAGUUUCCUCUGGCUCGUCAUGAAGGCCAGGAUCUGACCUGUGUGUGCCGAGUUACACACGGGGUCACGGAGAGGAGGACUGUGCAUAUCCCCAAGUACUACAUCUCAGCUGUGAGAGUCGUCAACCACACCACUGUUCUCCGGGACCGAUAUGGCUGCGCUCUCAAUACACGCAUACUGAGCCUUCGGAGUCAACAUCACAGCCAGAGAAUACUGCUGGAAGUAGAUGGCAACGUGCCUCACUAUGACCUCAGCUGCACAAGGAGCGAUGGCGUCUUUGUUUACACGGAAGGGUCUGCAGUGGUGUUCCAGUCGGGGCUCACAGAGGAGGACCAAGGCUUGUACACCUGCCGUGCGUCCUUCUAUCACCAUGGGGCCACUGUCAGGAUACAGGUGGAGGUCACGAGCCAGGACGAGCAGUUCGGACUGGUGGCACUGAUCUGCGUCUCUACAGCCUCGGCCAUCGCCAUAAUCCUGGUCAUCAUUCUCUGGGUGUGCUGAAUGUUUAACGUCAGGAACGGAUCAGAUCAGGUCUGGGAGUGAAUGAAGGCCAAGCUGUGCAGACGCAACCUCAAUGGAGCCACCGCUUCUGUGGUCAGAACGUUUGGUCAAGGUGCCAUUGGUUGACAGAGACACGCUCCCAUUAUCCCUGUGUCCCAGUGGGAGGGUCCUGUCAGGCUAAUUUUGGAAGGUCAGGCUCAGAGCGUACAACGAGCAGACACAAGAAAACAUGACUCCCCAAGAGGGAAACUAUUUUGGGAUCAAUGCAAAUGAACCCCUCCUGUCUCUCCCAUCCAGGAGCGGAGACACUUUUAGAAGCUAAAUGCUCCUCACUGAGUUGAUGUCAACAGGGUCAUACUGUACACUGGGCUCUGCUGCUCCUGACAUCAGGAAUCAAUGACAAGCGUCCAGCUCCUGUCAUCAACAUUUUUGUCACACCAUAAUGCACUCGCACCUGCUACUUGUACUGUGUAUCAGAUUAGGCAGUGGUGCCAUCUAUUGGUGAUACUUAGCCUCUACAAAUUAUUUUUACCAGUUGAAUCUCUGGUGAUGUUAAAGAUUUAUACAUCCUGCUAUUUUUUCACUUUUUCUUCAGCAUCACAUUUAGUCAUUUCUAAUAGUUUUUAUGUUUUCUA